CAGGCUGGUUUAGCGAAGGGUUUAAUUCCCCCGCUGGCUGCAGCAGCUCUGCCCCCCACAGCCCCAUGAGCCAGGGGAGCUCCGCCCUGCUCAGGCUGACGGGACACGAGGCUGGGUUAUUUGCUCCAGCUUCGCUCAGGCUCUCAGCAGCAGCUUAGUGGCACUAGGACCCUUGAGAGCUUCAGGGGGGCUCUGCUUUCCCUAUUAGGAGUGUACACAUGUCACCACUCUCCCCACAACAGCUGUACAGAGCCGGGUGCUUGAGCCUGACUGGCCCGCUUAAAAAUAGCCACAACCCUGUGCUCUCUGUGAAUGCCACAGAGAUGGCUGCUGCCUGCCACCCACCCACCCGAUUCCACCACGUCCAUGGCACCAACAUCCGCCUCGACCCCUCGCACACUCAGGCCACCAGGGUGGAGAGCUUUGCCAACGGGCUAUGUUUCAGCCAGGAGCCCCUUGAGCCUGGACAGAUCUUCCUAGUGGAGAUUGAGGAGAAGGAGCUGGGCUGGUGUGGCCACUUGCGGGUGGGGCUAACAGCACAGGACCCAAGAAGCCUGGAUGUGGUGCCAGAGUAUUCGCUCCCAGACCUGGUCAGUAUGGGGGACACUUGGGUUUUUGCCAUCACCAGGCAUCACAACCGUGUUACUCCAGAUGGCUCGGAGGCUCGGGUCCAAGGCUUCCUCUCAGAACCCUACCUGCUCAUAGAACAAGUCAGGAUUCCCCGAGACAAGCUGGUGGGACGGAGCAGGCCCAGCCCGUACAGCCACAUGCUGGAUGACUUGUACAAGACAAAUGUGCUGCCCCCGACAGCCCGGAGGAGCAGGAUUGGGGUGCUGUACGCCAUCCGGUCUGACGGAAUGGCAGACAUGCACAUCAUCAUCAAUGGAGAAGACAUGGGACCGAGUGCCAGGAGCCUCCCUGCCUCCCGCCCACUCUAUGCAGUGAUCGAUGUCUUUGCUUCAACCAAGAGUGUCCGUGUCAUCCAAGUGGAAUAUGGCUUCCCUUCCUUGCAGACCCUCUGUCGACUGGUCAUCCAGAAGCACAUUGUCCACCGAUUGGCCAUCGAUGGGCUGGACCUGCCUCCACUCUUGAAGAACUUCUGCAAAUAUGAAUGAGAUGGCAAGAUCUCCCUCAGC
Messenger RNA from Mauremys reevesii (Reeves's turtle), 1136 nucleotides. RefSeq names its product neuralized E3 ubiquitin protein ligase 2 (gene NEURL2). Gene Ontology annotation, molecular function: ubiquitin protein ligase activity. The coding region runs from base 219 to 1115 and encodes 298 amino acids. The record is from RefSeq and is a predicted model, not a curated record. Gene Ontology annotation, biological process: intracellular signal transduction. The transcript is spliced from 2 exons. NCBI's taxonomy places the organism in Eukaryota, Metazoa, Chordata, Testudines, Geoemydidae.